Pipistrellus kuhlii (Kuhl's pipistrelle) is the source of this 1032-nucleotide messenger RNA. RefSeq names its product peptidyl-tRNA hydrolase 1 homolog (gene PTRH1). The record is from RefSeq and is a predicted model, not a curated record. NCBI's taxonomy places the organism in Eukaryota, Metazoa, Chordata, Mammalia, Chiroptera, Vespertilionidae. Gene Ontology annotation, molecular function: peptidyl-tRNA hydrolase activity. The transcript has 5 exons. Bases 48 to 734 code for a protein of 228 amino acids.
CACGAUUGGUCGAGGGGUGGUGACGUCAGGGGCGGGGCUGUUCCGGGAUGGGAACCACGUGCCGGCCGCCGCCGCGCCUUCGCCGGGCGGGGCGGCUGCUGAGGCGAGCCAUGAGCGGGUGCGUUUGGGAACUCGGACCCCCGGGGAAGCGGUGGCUGGUGGCCGGCCUGGGGAACCCCGGGCUUCCCGGCACGCGGCACAGCGUGGGGAUGGCGGUGCUGGGGCAGCUGGCGCGGCGUCUGGGGGUGGCGGAGCGCUGGGCCCGCGACCGCCGCUGCGCCGCCGACCUCGCCCGGGCCGCGCUGGGGGACGCCCAGCUGGUCCUGCUGCGGCCGCGGCGGCUCAUGAAUGCCAACGGGCGCAGCGUGGCCCGCGCCGCGGAGCUGUUGGGGCUGACUGCCGAGGAGGUCUACCUGGUGCACGACGACCUGGACAAGCCGCUGGGGAAACUGGCUCUGAAGCUGGGGGGAAGCGCCAGGGGCCAUAAUGGAGUCCGUUCCUGCAUUAGCUGCCUCAACUCCAACCUGCCUGCGCCCCUCUGCUCCUCACAGGCAAUGCCCCGGCUGCGGGUGGGCAUCGGGCGCCCGACACACCCCAAUGCAGUGCAGGCACACGUGCUGGGCCGCUUCUCCCCGUCGGAGCAGGAACUGCUGCCCCCAGUGCUGGAGCGUGCCACAGACCUGCUCCUGGACCACAUCCGCGAGCGAAGCCAGGGGCCCUGGUCAGGCACCUGACACCAGUGGGCACCGCUGCCUGCUCACCUGCCAUGCCCAGAUACCCAGCCACGUCCACAGAGGUGUCACGCCAACCUGCGGGAUCCACAUUUUAUAUAACUUGUCUGGACUACUCUAGGCUUUCUGGGAUUAAAAGGGACUGGGGCUGGAUCGGUCCAUUUUGGGGAUGAGGGUUGGUCUUCUCUCUGUGUCUUACUUGGAAAGUAGGGAAACUUCAGGAAGACUGAGCUUUUUCAUCUUUUUUGAAGACUCGGAGGGUUGGAACUGUAAGAUUAAAGAUGCCUGCUCAGAAGCUGAA